CCGAGCCUCAUUCCCCGCCGGGGCCGGGCCUGCCCCUGCGCUCCCCGGGCUGUCGGUGACUCGGCGGCGGCGCCCCCGUUCCCUCGGGCCUCUGCGCUUCCAUACGCCCCCCAUCCCCUCCCCCCCACCCCCUUCUCCCCGCCCGGCGGGCCGGUGGCGGCAGCCAGGAAAUGGUCCGGGCCUAGCGGAGCGGCGAACGGAGGCCUUGAGCUACUCUGGGGAGAUGGAGCGGGGCAGGAUGGGUGCUGCGGUGGCCAUAGGAAAUGGCCCUGGCAACAUGAACCGUGAAGACCGGAAUGUGCUGCGAAUGAAAGAAAGGGAAAGGCGAAAUCAAGAGAUUCAGCAGGGUGAAGAAGCCUUCCCACCCAACUCUCCUCUCUUUGCUGAACCCUACAAAGUUACCAGCAAGGAAGACAAGUUGUCCAGUCGGAUUCAGAGCAUGCUUGGUAAUUAUGAUGAAAUGGAUGAUCUUAUAGGAGACCGCUCAGUACAAAAGCUUGUUGGAAUCCCCAAACCGACCGUACCAUCGGCACCAGAUGACAAAGCAAACCAAAGCUACUUUGGUGAUCAGAGACAUAAUCCCAGCUCCCAUCAGAGCAGUAAAUGGACUCCUGUAGGACCAGCACCUAGCACUUCCUCACAAUCCCAGAAGCGGUCCUCAGGUUUACAGAGUGGGCACAGUGCUCAGCGCGGCAGUGGCAAUAACAGCGGCAGCAGCAGCCAGAGGCACGACCGUGACUCCUACAGUAGCAGCAGCAGCCGCAAAAAAAGCCAGCAUGGGUCUGAACACUCCAAACCACGUUCUUCCAGCCCUGGAAAACCAUCUGCUGUUCCCUCGUUGAGCUCCAGCCAUUCGAGAUCUCAUGGAAGUGAUCACCACAGUAAAGAACAUCAACGUUCCAAGUCUCCCCGGGAUCCUGAUGCCAACUGGGACUCUCCCUCUCGUGUACCCUCAUUUUCGAGUGGACAACACUCUAAUCAGUCUUUUCCACCUUCACUAAUGUCCAAGUCCAGUUCAAUGUUGCAGAAACCCACAGCAUACGUAAGGCCAAUGGAUGGGCAGGAAUCCAUGGAACCAAAGUUAUCUUCCGAACACUACAGUAGCCAGACUCACAGCAGCGGGGUGAAUGAGCUGAAGCCUAACAGCAAAGCACAUCUAACCAAGCUGAAAAUCCCUUCUCAGCCGCUAGAGGCAUCAGCAUCUGGUGAGGUGAGCUGCGUGGAUGAGAUUCUAAAAGAGAUGACCCAUUCUUGGCCUCCUCCACUGACUGCUAUUCAUACACCAUGCAAAACUGAACCGUCAAAAUUUCCUUUUCCAACAAAGGAGUCUCAGCAGCCCAGCUUUGGAGCGGGGGAGCAGAAACGUUACAAUCCUUCAUCGAAAACAUCCAAUGGUCACCAGUCCAAAGCAUGCGAAUCGAACCAGACAGAUAUGUUGAAAGAUGACUUAAAACUUAGCAGUAGCGAAGACAGCGAUGGAGAGCAGGACUGUGAUAAGACAGUGCCAAGGAGCACACCUGGAAGUAACUCUGAACCUUCACAGCAUAACAGUGAAGGAGCAGAUAAUUCACGGGAUGACUCGAGCAGCCAUAGUGGAUCUGAAAGCAGUUCAGGAUCUGACUCUGAAAGUGAAAGCAGUUCCAGUGACAGUGAAGCUAAUGAACCAUCCCAGAGCGCAUCCCCCGAGCCAGAGCCACCACCAACAAACAAGUGGCAACUGGAUAACUGGUUGAACAAAGUCAAUUCACACAAAGUAUCACCAGCUUCUUCCGUGGACAGCAAUAUUCCAUCUUCCCAAGGCUAUAAAAAGGAGGGACGGGAUCAGGGCACAGGGAGCGGAUACACUGAUCAAAGUGGAUCCAAGGAUUCCAUUUCCUCUACCCCGGGGCGAGAUUCCAAACCCACCCAAAAGGGCUCGGAGGGCAGUCGUGGCAGGCAGAAAUCACCUGCCCAGAGUGACAGCUCAACACAGAGGAGGACUGUAGGUAAAAAGCAGCCCAAGAAAGCAGAAAAGACAUCUGUUGAAGAGCCUAGAGGAGGUCUUAAAAUAGAAAGUGAAACCCCAGUAGACAUGGCAACAAAUAUCCCUUCCAACAGGCAUAAGGCAGCCACAAAAGGCUCCAGAAAACCCAAUAUAAAGAAAGAGCCCAAAUCUUCCCCUCGGCCUACAACAGAGAAAAAGAAAUACAAGGCUUCAAGCAAAUCUGCCCAGAAAUCCAGGGAAUUCAUAGAAACAGAUACCUCAUCCUCUGAUUCAGAUGAAAACGAGAGCCUGCCUCCUUCCUCACAAACACCCAAAUAUUCUGAGAGCAAUAGGACUCCUGUUAAAUCUUCCAUGGAGGAGGAUGACAGCUUUUUUCGGCAAAGAAUGUUCUCUCCUAUGGAAGAGAAAGAGCUUCUUUCACCACUCAGUGAUCCUGAUGAAAGGUACCCACUCGUUGUGAAGAUUGACCUGAGCCUCUUAUCAAGAAUACCAGGGAAGCCUUACAAGGAUGCUGACGCACCCAAAGUGGAAAAGAAACCCGUGCCAGAGAAGCACACGAGAGAAUCCCAGAAGCAGCCGUCUGACAAGAGUUCUACAAAAGGCAAAAGGAAACACAAGCAGAACGAGGAUGAGAACAGAGGCAGUGAAAGCAAGAAAACAAAACUGGAAGAAAAAGCUCCAUCAGGACACAAGACUUCCAGCAGCAGGGAGUCCUCAAAGCCAAGUGCUAUUAAAGAGAAGGAUUUGCUGCCGUCUCCUGCUGCCCCAGUCCUGCAGAAAGAUGCCAAGCAAGAGCAUGGCUCCCGGAAGAGGACGAUCAGUCAGUCCUCGUCCCUGAAGUCCAGCAGCAACCUUGGCAAGGAGGGCAGUGGUGGCAGUAAGGGCAGCUCCUCUUCCAAACAGAAGAAAACAGAGGGCAAGGGUUCUAGCAGUGCUAAAGAAACCAAGGAAAAGAUUCUGAACAAUUCAUCCAGCUGCCCUCCUGUGUCUGCUCAGUCUGCAGAGAGCUCCAAGUCAAGAAGAGCAAAACUUGUUUUCGAUGAUAGGACUUACUCAGCUGAUCAUUAUUUGCAAGAAGCAAAGAAGCUAAAACAUAAUGCUGAUGCAUUGUCUGACAGGUUUGAGAAGGCUGUCUACUACCUAGAUGCUGUAGUGUCGUUCAUUGAGUGUGGGAAUGCAUUGGAGAAAAAUGCUCAGGAAUCCAAGUCCCCGUUCCCUAUGUAUUCAGAAACUGUGGAAUUAAUCAAAUACACUAUGAAGCUGAAGAAUUACUUGGCACCUGAUGCCACGGCUGCAGAUAAAAGGCUAGCAGUGCUUUGUCUGCGGUGCCAAUCUCUGCUAUACCUAAGGCUUUUCAAGCUGAAGAAGGAAAGUGCAUUGAAAUAUUCUAAAACUCUGACUGAACAUCUGAAGAAUUCCUAUAAUAAUUCUCAAGCACCAUCACCUGGUAUGGGAAGCAAGCCCGUGGGUAUGCCAUCUCCAGUCUCCCCAAAGCUGUCUCCAGGGAAUUCAGGAAAUUACUCUUCUGGGGCAGCCAACCCUUCAGGAAGUGGGUCCUCGGUGACGAUCCCCCAGAGGAUCCAUCAGAUGGCUGCCAGCUAUGUCCAGGUUACAUCCAACUUCCUCUAUGCCACUGAAAUAUGGGACCAAGCCGAACAGCUGUCUAAAGAACAGAAAGAGUUCUUUGCUGAACUGGAUAAAGUUAUGGGCCCUCUGGUUUUUAACUCGAGCAUCAUGACAGACCUAGUGCGUUACACCCGUCAGGGACUACACUGGUUGCGCCUGGAUGCCAAGUGAUAUUUGGAACUAAAGGAAUGGAAACUCAAACACAUUUUUCUCGCUGCCUCUGAUUUAUCUCCACAACACUGUGUCAUGUCAAUAAGGAAGACUGCCAUAAUACAUUGCUUAGUUGACACUAAGAGCAAAGAAUGCUUUCACAUGUCUCCCAUCCUCAUUUGUGUUUUGUGUUUUAACCCCAAAUCAUUUGGUUAUUGGACUGCUUCAGUAUUCCCGGUUUAAGUUAUUUAAGUAUUUUAUAAUUUGCUACAUAGAAAGGAGUAGUUUUGCUGAUCUGUCAUGGGCAGAUCACUGGAAUUCCAGUCACAAUACAGGAAGAGUCCAUUUAAAUCCUAUUUAUUUGAAUUUUUUUAAUUUUAAGUUUGAACAGCCCGGUUUUGGGGCAGUUCUUAGUUAUUCCCUAAAUUUAUCCUUUCGAGUACUUAGCGGAAAUUAAACAUAGACACUUUAUUUAAGUACUUUGUGAGCUUUGUUACUCUGUAAUGUCUUGUGGUGGUAGAGCCUGUAAAGGAAGUAGGGUUGAUAGGUUCUAACGUGUAGGGACACCAUACUUUCCAUGCCUAAUGCCUACGAGUCAACUAAUAAAUGACAACUACAGAUUUAUUAUUGCAGAAUUUGUACUAAAUAGAAAAGUUCCAGAUAUUCUUCUAUGUAUUAAGAUACUUCAUUUAAAUGAAUUAUAAAGAAAUUUAUAUGGAAAAGUAUUUAGCUGGAUCUGACUUGGAUGGUUUUCCAGGCAGUUUCCAAACAUGGAUUAACACUAUAACAAUCACAAAACAUUACAGUGAUUUGCGUUCAAUGUGAGAUCGAAGAAAUGGUGUAGGAAUGAGCUUCAGCCCGGCAGGUGCGAUGCAGACAGGAAAGGUUUCUGAAAAGGACAAUCUUGUGCUUUUUUGCAUCUCUUCAUUUGAAAUACCUUUUGUUUCCGUGCUUGUCGUUUCCUGACACCUCCGGAGUCGGUGAACUUUGUGGUGGACAAACCCAACAGCAGUUAAGUUCCUACCAGAACUGUCAUUUGCAUCUUUUCCAUUGACUGAGAAACCAGGAAACUUUAGAAACCGAGGUCCAUUUUUUCCUUUUAGGGUCUGAUAGGUGAUGGACACUACAGGAUGACAGUGCAAGAGCCGUCGUGGGGUGGGAGCACACCUGCUAUUACAGGGAGAGUGACUGUUGUGAUGCAGAAUGGAUUUAAAACUUGUAUUUACCCCGUGUUGAUGAAGGUCCCGUUAAUGUUUGAUGGAGCAUAAUACUCACUUGCGAGGGAGCGACUUGGUGCAACAGAAGUGGUUGAUGGAGUUGCAGUUGCCUGCUCUCAAAAAGUGAAAACCAAAGUACCUUUCCACGUGAGGUGCUUGUCUGAGUUAAUGGUUUAAACUGCUACUGCUUUCAGUAUCGCUUAGUGCCCCUACCAUGUCUGGUGUGCCUUAUGCCUUACUUUUAGAUGAAGAUUUUAUGAACUGUUUACAAGAUGUUUUACAGCAGGACCAGGUAUAUACUGUAUGCAGUGGUCUUCUGCAGUACUCUGGUAAAAUUCCAUUUCCUUUCUAAAAGUCCUAGUGUCCGUCACACAAACUGACUUCUCAUUGCGGUGGUCUCCUUCUGAAGAGUCCAACUCUGAAUCCUUUGGAGUGAGAUUGUGGAAUGCUGCUUUGUUUUCUCUCCCACUUCACCUUUUCUUCCAUACCAGAUAUGAACGUGCAUGUUCAGGAAAAUGAUUGCACUAAAUUUUGUGUGUAGUUGUAGUUAAGUGCCAAACUCACGGCAACCUCGCGAGAAGGAAUAGAAUUCUACGCUCUCAGUACUGCAGUAUGUCCUAUGGGCUUUAAGAGUUUAGAAGUUUUGCAAUUAGUAACCUACUAAAGGUAGCUGCAUAUUCGUAGAGCUUCCUUUGCGUUCCAGCGUGUUUUGUACUUCCAGAAAAGCUUUGCUACGUACGAAUGGAUGGAUACAUGAGCAACAGACCUGUGACUCUUCCCAUGACAGCUGAAUUUCCUCUUCAGGUCUGUUGGAACAUCCUUUUCCUUGAAUCACUGUGCAAGGUCACGUUUCUGUUAGCGUUUGCUGUUUGAGACAGAAUCUGUACCCUCAGACUCCACAUCUUGGCUAAUGGGACACUGUCAACUCUUUUUCCUUUAAUACUCUAAAGUGCCUAGCACACUUUUGACGCUAUAUAAAAGAUACCUUCAUAGAAGUUGCAGUCAUCGUUUCUUUUUUGUGUAGUGCUGCACUAGCCGGCAUGGCUGCGUUCUGGCUUGCUCCGUUGUGCACAGGUACCAUUCCUGGUAGUGGGAAUGGGCUCAUCUCUGGGAAUUAUUUUUCUUUUCCUUAACUAGAAUCCCACAAAUACCUUUUGGUGUCACGUUCAAUUGGUCUCUGAAAAACAUAUCGCUUAUCCCUAGAUCAGUGGAUCUUUAUGGUCUUUGAACAACCACGAGACGUUAUUGUAGGAAUCAACCGGGUUGGAAAAGACCUUUAAGACCAUCAAGUCCAACUGUUCCCCAGCACUGCCAAGGCCACCACUAAACCGUGUAACUAAGAGCCUCAUCUGCAUGGUUUGUGGACACUUCCAGGUACAGUGACUCCAGCACUGCCCUGGGCAGCCUCUUCCAAUGCCUGACCACCCUUUGGGGAAGGAAUUGUUCCUAAUAUCCGGUCUAAACCUCCCCUGGUGCAGCUUGAGGCUGUCUCCUCGUGUUCUAUCACUCGUUACUUGGGAGAAGAGACCAGCCCCUGUACAUCAUGUCAAAAUGUGGACCUGACUGGUUGAAAGUGUCCCACCUGGACAGUGGGUUUUCAGGGUGCAAUAUCCCUGGAGCACUGUCCCAGGCCGCUUGCCAUACAGGAGAUAUUGGUGGCCUCAUGAAUUGAAAAGAAAUGCCUUAUGCAUCUGUGGCUAGUUCAAACGGAUAAACUUCCCCAUUCCAAAAGCACACCUAAUUUUGGGAUGUACUGUUGUUUCCGGGAGGAAAGUGAUGUACUCUGUCAGAUUCUGUAGCUAAGUGCUCAAUAGGCUUCCAUCCCUCUGUCCUAGUGCAGGCGAUGCGUCUCACCCUGUUCUUCCAUAGCAGUGACACACGUCACUGGGGUACCAGUACGCGUUGCACUAGUGACAAACGAGGGAAUCCUGAACUCCUGCCUUCCCAGAUGGAUCCCCCAGACACUUGUCUGUUAAAUACAUAUCAAUGCUGUGAUUUUAAUUCCCUCGCUGACUGUGGUCCUAGUUGGUGAAUCUUAAUAAUGGCUUACUCAGACUAGGCUUGCUCAGCUAUCAGUGCUGUCUGAACCCGCUCUCAGACUUCAGGGUCCUGGGUGAUAAGGUGCAACCAUCAGUAAGUCUAAACAAAUAUUCAGGACACCAGAGAGAAACAGCCCUAGACUUUUCUUUUGAUUUAAAACUAUUAGCCAUAAAGCAGAGCAUCUGGGUGGCUCUUCUUGGCUUUCGAUGGCAGUAUGCAAUUUGUAUUGUAUGUGUCUUUUAAUAUAUAUGUAUAUAUAUAUGAACUCAGUCUGUCCAAAGUAUAUGUUAUACUUGUUUUUAGA
Pezoporus flaviventris is the source of this 7321-nucleotide messenger RNA. It is a transcript of the gene AFF4, whose product is annotated as ALF transcription elongation factor 4. The record is from RefSeq and is a predicted model, not a curated record. Gene Ontology annotation, cellular component: super elongation complex; nucleus. NCBI's taxonomy places the organism in Eukaryota, Metazoa, Chordata, Aves, Psittaciformes, Psittacidae. Gene Ontology annotation, biological process: regulation of gene expression. The transcript is spliced from 23 exons. Bases 224 to 3781 code for a protein of 1185 amino acids.